This is a messenger RNA of Coregonus sp. 'balchen', 2965 nucleotides long. The record is from the annotation of a GenBank genome assembly. Lineage: Eukaryota; Metazoa; Chordata; Actinopteri; Salmoniformes; Salmonidae.
CGUUCAUUAGCCAACUGGCUAGCUAUUUAGCUAGGAACGUUACAUCACAAGCUAGCUAAUUUAGCUAUUCAAUAUCCAUCUAACUUGAAUGAUCUGUUGAUUCAUCAGUAGUUGAACAUGGAUGAAGAUUUCCUGCUUGCCAUUCAGCUGCAAGAGCAGUUUAAUUCCGAGGCAUCCACAUAUACAACAAAUAAUGACAACAGCAGUGGCCAAACCAACAAAAAACGGAAAGUUGAGUCUAGCAGCGAUGUCAUCCCCUAUUCACCUCCAUCUAUUGCCCCCGAGAAACCGAUGUCAAUCGUGGAUGAGUCGUGGGAGACGCUUGACCCAAGCCCAGAUGUGAGGGCAAUGUUCCUGGAGUUCAAUGACACGUUCUUCUGGAGAAAGCUCAGUGGUGUGGAAGUCAAAUGGAGCCCCCGAAUGACACUGUAAGUCAUUGUUGUAUCAAUCAUCAGAUAUGAUUCACAUGUUUAUGAUUGGAGCUCAUACAUUACAAAAAUGUUGCCCAUUCACUGUCCAUGUAUAACUCGACCUGUGAUUGUUCUCUUGUGGUUAGAGUAUUCCCUUAUUUUAUAUUAUUCAAUGCCUGUCUCCUCAUAAAAUCUUCAAUUGUAGGUGCGCAGGUGUGUGUUCUUAUGAAGGACGAGGUGGACUGUGUUCUAUUCGACUCAGUGAGCCUUUACUGAAACUCAGACCCCGUCGGGAUCUUGUACAGGUACUUUGACUAACCAACCUGAACCUUCUCAGAUUGAGGGUAAUUGUAUAAGAUUUAACACAUGCAAAGUGGCUGUGGUGGCAUUUCUUCAGUAUAGCAUAACAUGAAAAAUACUCUGUUAAUUAUUCCAGACACUUCUGCAUGAGAUGAUCCAUGCACUGCUCUUCGUGACUCAAAACAACAGAGAUCGUGAUGGGCAUGGACCUGAGUUCUGCAAGCACAUGGACAGAAUCAACCAAGCUACUGGGACUAAAAUCACAGUAGGUUCUUCUGUGUCCGGUCAAUGUCAACUGUGAAAUUGUACUUUGUGUUGAUAUGCAUCUGACUUCUGAAUCAACUGUGUUCCACCAGGUCUAUCACACUUUCCAUGAUGAAGUGGAUCUCUACCGUCAGCACUGGUGGCGCUGUGAUGGGCCCUGUCAGACUCGCAAGCCCUACUUUGGAUACGUGAAGAGGGCAAUGAACCGUGCCCCCUCAGCCCAAGACACGUGGUGGGGGGACCACCUGCGCUCCUGUGGGGGCAACUAUACCAAGGUCAAGGAGCCGGAGGGUUAUGGAAAGAAAGGCAAGAAGACUGACAACAGCCAAGGCAAGACAGACACCAGCAAAGACAAGAAGCCUACAGACAAGCCCACAAGCAACAGCAAGCCUUCCAGUACAGCUACUGCAGGUAAUACAUGUCUCUUUCUCAUCUGAUGAAUGCUGAGAGCAGUAAAAUCAUUUAUAAUUAAAAAUAUGGCUUAGUGAAUGUGUCUUGGUGAAUCUAUAUUUUAUUUUCAAUGUUUUUCUCAGGCUCUGGUUUACAGGACAUAAGGAAUAUCAUCCCAUUCAGUGGCAAAGGCUUUCUGCUUGGAGGGAGUUCACAGCCAUCGUCAUUUCAACUCAAGAAACCUCUUGUCAACAGUCCCACAACAACCCUCACUACUCCUGCGUCUCCCAGGCUUGUGCUGUCACCUCCAGCUCAGGCGACGGCAAAAGGAAUCAACUCGCCUGGACGGCCAGGUCUGAGCCGCCCACAGAAGAAGGGGACUACAAGCACCACAACCUCCAUAGCAGGGGGAGCACACGGUCCAUUCAGAGGACCGAAACCCACUGUUAAAAAAUCUGUCAGCAACACCAAGGCAUUUGUCAACAUCAGUGGCUCACCUGUUAGGAUUUACAAAUCCAACACCACUGUGACCAAGCCACAUAGUGACUCCUCAGACGCUUUAAAGACCAAAACAGAGCAAAGGUCUGUCCAAGACCUCUUUAAUACCAGUGGCUGGAAGUCUGGACGUGCAGCUAGUUCUAGUACCUCCACUGUCUCAAAUCCACCAGCUGAGACCAAAAGUGCAUCUUCAUCUGUGGGUAGUUUGAAGUUUGGACAACCAGCCAAAGCUGCCAGUUCCUCAGACAUCAGACAACUGCACAGCCAUUACUCUGGUGUUCCGGCCGCAUCAAAUCCUGUUGUGUCCACCGAGCCUCACCCCUCCAAAUAUUUUAAAGGCCCUAAAAAGCCUAGUGGCGUCAACAUUCCAGGUUCUAGGAAGAGGCCUUGGGAAGACCGCACCUCUGCUCACAUCUUUGACUUCUUUCAGCAAACAAUUGGUGAGUCAUCAACGUCCAGGGGUACAAGGGAGGACAUUGCCAGGCCGACUACCCCAGCAGCCCAUCCUGCAGUUCAGAACAACACUGACAGCUCUGCAAGCCUUACUGUGAACGUCAGCUGCCCUGUAUGCCAAGCCAAGGUGCAAGAGUCAAAAAUCAAUGCACAUUUAGAUUCCUGUCUCUCGUGAGAAAACUGAAAUGUGAGGAGAAAGCCCAGCAGCUGUUUUAUAUUGCACAACCUCUAACAAGUCUAAGCAUAGGUGAUGUUUAUAGAGUUUGUUUCCUUCAAUUCAAAGUCGGUUUUGCUAAUAAGUUGAAAUGUCAUUUGUAUCUCAUGUAGUACUGCUGUAAUUAGAAAUGCAGUUUUCCAGUUUGCAUCUCCUACAUCAUGUAAAACCCUCUGGAAAAACCCUGUUGGUUUUAGUCUUAAAGAAGAACAUCUGGACUGCACCAGGUGACUUUGCUUUUCUUUUUAAGUUGUUAAGUUUAUGAUAUUUUGCAGAGAGACUUGUGCCUUAGUAGAUCCAUGUAAAUAUUUCCUGAAACUUUGAUCAAUUACCAUGUUUUUAAGAAAACUCUCCAAAUGUUUUAGCACUGGAAAGGUCCUCGCUCAGGAAGAAUUGAUUUAAUUGGUGCCACUUUACAUUUACAUUUUAGUCAUUU